CCCCCGACCUACGACGAGCCAGCGGCGAAGCUCGUGAACUGAACUCAGUCACCUGCCCCCGGUGCGCGAACAUGGCGGCGAGAAGGCUUCUUGAGGAGGCGGCGGCCGGCGGCGUGCCGCAGGACUCGCUCAACUCGGACCUGGUCCUCAUCCUCGCCGGCCUGCUAUGCGCGCUGGUCUGCGUCCUCGGCCUCGGCCUCGUGGCGCGGUGCGCGUGCGCGCGCCGCUGGGCACGCGCCGCGGACGCGCCGUCGCCCGGCGCCAACAGGGGCGUCAAGAAGGAGGUGCUGCGCGCCCUGCCCACCGUCAGGUACGUCGCCGACGGCGGCGGCGAGGCGCCGGAGGCGGACGAGUGCGCCAUCUGCCUCGCCGAGUUCGAGGACGGCCAGGCCAUGCGGGUGCUGCCGCAGUGCAGCCACGCGUUCCACGCCGCCUGCGUCGACGCCUGGCUGCGCUCCCACUCCUCGUGCCCGUCGUGCCGGCGGGUGCUCGUCGCCGAGCUGCCCCGCGGCGAGCGGAGCGGCCGCUGCGGCGCGCGGCCCGGCGGCAUCCACGCGCUCCUCAAGGCGGUGCCGCUCUGCCGCUGACGUCGCUGUAGCCUGGAAUUAGUGGCGCGCGCACUCGGGAAGGGACGGAAAGGCCAAGGGAAAAGUGUGCUCAGGGAAAUUAGCCGGUGCAUAAGGCUCGUUGGCUAACUUCUUAUUUACCUUUCUCUUGGUUUGGGGUGUUAAUUCUUUUUAGGUGUGGCUACUCUGCAAUGUGAACCAUUGAUCAUCAAGGCGUGUGUACAUACAUAUUUGAUGGGGGGAUUUGUGAUUGUAACCUAUUUGUACAUAUGUGAAAUGUUCUUAUAUAAACAUGCACUUAGCUUUAAA
Hordeum vulgare subsp. vulgare (domesticated barley) is the source of this 875-nucleotide messenger RNA. RefSeq names its product RING-H2 finger protein ATL80-like. The record is from RefSeq and is a predicted model, not a curated record. The transcript has a single exon. Lineage: Eukaryota; Viridiplantae; Streptophyta; Magnoliopsida; Poales; Poaceae. Bases 72 to 587 code for a protein of 171 amino acids.